AUGACACUAUGCAUAAGGCAGAAUAGAUACCAAGCAUUAUAUCCAAAGAUCUACACUGAUGGUUCUGGCACAAACAACGGAAAAGGAUGUGCUAUAAAAAUAUAUCUCAGUGACCAUGAAACAAAAGACUUCAAGUUCCAACUUGACAAAGAGAAUAGCGUUUUUCAGUCGGAAAUGUUCGCGAUUUUGCAGGCAAUCAACGUAAGCACACAUCAUCAUUUUCCAAGGACUCACAUGUAUACAGAUUGUCUCUCGGCAAUGCAUGCACUCGCGAACCCAAAUAAUAGAUCACCAUUAGCUCAGAAAAUUCUUAGAAAGUCCUCCAAUGCCCAAGGCCAACACUUCUUUAUAAUCUGGAUCAAGGCCCAUGUUGGUCAUAAUGGAAAAGAAGAGGCUGACAUAUUAGCCAAGGAGGCAACACAAGGAAUCAAUGCCAAGAAAAUAAGCAUCCUCUGUCCAUCUUCUCACCUCAAACUAAAACUUCAGAUCACAACUAAGGACUUAUGGCAACAAUGGUGGGACGGUGCAAAUACAGGCAGAGGAGUUUACAACCUCUUCCCCAAAGUUGACUCUCCUCCAAUCCAUCUCUCCAGACACAUCACGUGGUUUAUCACGGGGCAUGGUCCCUUUCCCACGUACCUCUAUGCAAGAAAUCUCUCUUCAUCAGACUCCUGUGCAUGUGGUGAAAAAGGUCACCCCGAACAUUAUCUAUUUUCUUGUCCGUUUACAGAUUCCAUUCAUCUAAACAACAAUGUAAUGUAUCAUAGUAAAUUCAUGUAA
Molecule: messenger RNA, 780 nt
Organism: Stegodyphus dumicola
Lineage: Eukaryota; Metazoa; Arthropoda; Arachnida; Araneae; Eresidae
Source: RefSeq, a predicted model, not a curated record